Messenger RNA from Pecten maximus, 4812 nucleotides. Its product is annotated as synaptobrevin-like. Gene Ontology annotation, molecular function: syntaxin binding; SNAP receptor activity. Gene Ontology annotation, biological process: vesicle-mediated transport; vesicle fusion. The transcript has 7 exons. The coding region runs from base 165 to 578 and encodes 137 amino acids. Gene Ontology annotation, cellular component: SNARE complex; plasma membrane. Lineage: Eukaryota; Metazoa; Mollusca; Bivalvia; Pectinida; Pectinidae. The record is from RefSeq and is a predicted model, not a curated record.
UGGUGAUCCCGAUUCAAGUUCCCGGAUAAUGACGUCAAUUCUGCCUCAUCCGCCAUAUUUCCUGUAAAUUUACAUUUUUGCAGCCAGGGUUGAUCGGUUGUCGCAAAGUAGAGAGGACAAACUAUCCAUUUGAGCUAAAAGCGUGUAUACUAUAAACAAACAUAAUGGCUGCACAACCGAAUCCCCAGAAUCCCCAGGCUGGUCCUGGUGGACCACCGUCAGCGGUUGGAGGUCCCGGGGGACCCCCCAAUGCCCCAGCACCAGCCCAGCCCAGCAAACGUCUACAGCAAACACAGGCACAAGUUGAUGAGGUUGUGGACAUCAUGAGAGUGAAUGUUGACAAGGUGUUGGAGAGAGAUCAGAAAAUAUCAGAACUCGACGACAGAGCUGAUGCUCUACAGGCAGGUGCCUCUCAAUUUGAGGCAAGUGCUGGCAAGCUGAAAAGAAAGUUCUGGUGGAAGAAUUGCAAGAUGAUGAUAAUACUUGGAAGUAUAAUUGCUGUAAUAGUAAUUAUAAUUGCUGUUUGGGUGGCAACAAGUCAACAAGGGAAUCCAUCAAAUACCACUUCUAAACCUUGAUCUUCUGGACUGCAGACCUCUGGUGCAAACACUAUAAACUCUCUCGCUGGUCAGUGGGACAGGCUGACCAGUGAAACCUUUUCCUCUUCAUUAGAACAAUGGAAACACUUCCUAUUAAUUUAAGAUUUGUGUCAUUUGCAAAAUUCAUGUGUGUUUGACACGUGUCAAUCUGUUUUUUUGUUGUUGAUAUAUAUUUCUAAGCUGGGUUGACAUCCCUCAGGAACAUAUGUCACUAACAAAUACAUUGUAUUGACAUUUGACCGUAUCUUUGGUGUGUAUGGUGUCUGUGUCAUUGACAUGUUUGCUGUAUCAUCUGUGUCAUUGACAUGCUUGGUUAUUAUGUCAUUGGCAUGUUUGGUAUUUCAUCUAAGUCAUAGACAUGUUUCCUGUAAUAUCUGUGUUAUUGACAUGCUUGUUAUUAUUCAGUGUCUUUGACAUAUAGGACGUUAAACAAAAACAAACCAAACCAAACCAAACUUUGACAUAUCUGUUGUUACAUCUAUGUCAUUGGGAUGCUCUUUCUAACAUCAGUGUCGUGGACAUGUUUGUUUUUUACUGUCAUUGAUAACUGUAACAAAUUUUCUUGAAAAAAAGUUGAAGUGUUUCCAUUGAUCUUGACAUAAAAUUAGUAUAUACAAUAUAAAUGUGUAAUAGUAUAGUAGAGGGAGGACAUGUACUGCCCCCUAUAGGGUGUAGCAUAUGUUCUAAGGACUCCCAUAGCAGUGAGGGGAGACAACUAGAUAGAUGCCACAGUUGUUGGGUGUAUGGUGUAGAGUGAGAAUUAGUACAUUUCAGUCAUAUUUAUUGUUAUACUGUAUAUAUCAUUGAAUGAGAACAAUCCUGAAAGCACUGUUGUUGUGUUAGCAUACGUGCUCAUUAACACUGAUAAUUUAUCAGGCACUGAAAUUUAAGUAAAAAAAAAACAUCGCUCUCAGUCUUUCUUUCGUUACUGUGUAACCUUGAUUUGGAAUUGUGGUUUACUGCAAGGCAGAGGUUUAAUUCUAGGAUAUCAUUACUGCAGUCUUUGAGACUUAAGUUCACAAUUUUUCUGAUUUUUGAUUACAUUGAAAAAAGUGAAAUUUGAUGAAAGUUGUAGUGAAAUUGAGAUUAUUUCCUAAAAUUCAUAUUUGUGUGAUAAGCAUGGGUAAUGUCUUGAAAUUGUAUUGAAAAUAUGAAACCGAAUGAACUUUGGCGUGAGUUUGAGAUAAUAUGUUAUAUGUUACAGAAUCCGAUCACAGCUAUAUAUAUCAUUUGGCCAAUGAUUUCUAGAUCAAGCUUCAGUUACAAAUAUACAGGUAGACUGAUUAAUAUGGUUGUGAUGUUAUGGGUCAAAGGUCAUGUGAAGCUUUUAAAUCCUACAACAUACAAUAGUAUCAUAUGUACAUUUAGCUAAUAACCAUACGCAAAUAUAGAUGUUUUAAGAUAUCAUUCUUGCAUUUUUCACCCUUUUAAUUGUAGAUACAGAGCAGAAUCUCCAUCAUACUGUUAUUCAAUUACAGUAACCAUGCAUGUUUUAGGUUUUACAAGAAAGAAAGGUUAAAAGUCCCGAUUCUGAGGGAACAUUGUUUAAUAUACUUUUAUUCCAUUUAGCUUAAAACAAGGUACCUGUCAUUUACCAUGUCAAAGUGAAAUUCAUGAAUUCCAUACAGCUUUAUGUCCCGAUAUUUACAAAAGACUAGGCUAUAUACAUUUUAAAUAAUUUCCCUGCUUCAGAGUCAUGACUUCUUGGAAUACAGGGGUAUCUACAUACUCUAUACAAUAAGAUGUUAACUCCUGGAGUUUGUAAGAAAACCUAGGUAAAUGAUUUUUCCAGCUGCUGUUGAUAAAUUUUCAUUAGAUUUUGUUGGCAAUGAUGUUCCUAUGUAAAAGUUAUGAUGAUCUGUAGUUAUGUUUCCUGUGACAAUGACCCAUUGUUUUAGUCCCGUUCACCGUUAAUGUUUUGUGUGGAUAAUGUCUUUUUUGUAAUAGAGGCUGUUAUGUUAGAUAAAGCUUUGAUACCUUCCUAUAUGUAUUAAUGUAUUCCAUGCACAAAUUGUUCAGAUAGAAAAUUGGAAAGUUGACGGGUUAUAGGACUACACCGAUGUGUGAGAUUUUAUCUGGAGUUGGUAAAGUCUGUUUAACAAGGAUGUUUAACAAGGAUGAUGAUGUUCCUCACAGAGAAUCUGUGUCGGACACAAAGAUAAUGCAUUCCAAAGUUAAAUGUUGGUUUAGUUAGUCCAUCAAGUCAUUGCAUCAUCAUUAUGUGUAUAAGGUUGAUAAAUUAAACCCAUUGGAUAGUGUAUACCUCAUAUAGCUGAGGAUUUGUAAGUAUCCAACUGACUCUCUCCAGAUUUUGGUUAUAAGGGCAAAUUUUAACUCAUGUAAGUUGUAUGUUAAUAGGGAUUUGAACUCAAGUGAAAUUGCAAUCAAUAGGGAGCAAGUGUUAUGUUACUGUUAUGCUGAUGCUCAGCCUGAAGAUUUUACCUGUAUUUGGUGGAACAUUCCAAAGCUAAAGUUAAGUACCAGGUGACAUUUUCUCCAUGUUAGGACUUGUUACCUAUAAAGUCACCUUCACACAACACCAGUGAAUCUUAUUUCUGUUGUUUAUGACAACAGAUAUCGUUAAAGUGGAAGUUGUUCAUUAAUUUUAGAUUUUCUUUUAUUACAAAAAAACCUUAAGUAAACAAAUCUAUGAUAUAAUGAGUAGCUGAGGUAAACCUAUUCACAUUGAAUAGUUUGGGAACUCAAGAAAACCCUGACAAUCCUACAGCACAUCCCAAAUAUCCAAUCUUUCUCCAAAUCUGCCAUAAGCUGGUGAUAUUUUAAGAUUCUCCGAUCAGUUGGAGUUAUUUUGUAUUUAUUUCUAUUUAUUCCAUCUUUUAUAAAGAAAAUGAAAUACAAAAAUGUAAUAAGGAUAAUGAAAUUGAAAAAUUCUCAUUAAUAUGAUUUAAAACAAAAUUGCCAAAAUAGACGUGUACACUGGUCAGUAGUGGUUCUACAUAAAGAUGGCCUACCUGUAUUCUCCUGGUCACAAAAUAAAAAUCCAUGGAUUAUUUUUAAACAGCUUCUCCCUGCUGUGUUGAAGUCAUUGUGCAAUAUUAGCUGCCUGUAUGAUCAACUGUGUGUACUCCGAUAACAUUUCUGCUGGAGUGAUGACCCUAGCUAGCCAGACGUUCCGUAGAAGCUUCUCUCUCCCAUCAUGCAAAUUGUUUUCAAAUCUAUUUUUUUUUUUGAAUUUGUUGAUAUUAAUCAACACAUAUUUAUAUAUGUGUGUAUAUAUAAUAUUCUAUUUAGUUAUGUAUAUAUAAGAAUCUUGUUGAUGCAGUGUAAAGUGUUAAGUCAUUGUGAGUUAGGGAUCAUAUAUGUGUAAUGAAUCUUAGGCCACUCGUGAGAGAGAUAGUGCACUAUUGAAUUGUUGACGUACCCUUGAAUUGGUCAUUCCAAUGGUCGUAAUCUAAGUUAUAAAUAACUAAGUUUAUUUGGACAUACAUCAGUCUUUCUUUAUACUUUCUACCAUGUUAAGUUUGAGUCAGUCAUAAACAUAAUAAAUGUAUUAUAUAAUUACUACAAAACAAAACAAGUCUGCUGUUUAACCUGUUACCAAGCAACCUAGUUAUACAACAUUGUUGAGCUUUUAAACUAUUGCUUAAAAGGACAAAAAAACAUGAAAGGAAUAUUAACUUUGUGAAGAUCGCAAAAUAUUGAAUAACUAUAUAUGUGUAUGAGGAACUUAACUGUAAAUGAAAAUUAUAAUUGUGUCAAAAUAUUUUGCAGACAUGUGAUUGGUGAAUGUUCAUACUCGACCAAAAUGUUAUUUAAUGACAUACCAUGUGGGUAUAUUUAUAAUGUAAUUAUCUUGUAUAUUUUAUUUAUGUGAUCUUUAAUAUGCCUGAUACAUGUUUGCUGAAAAUUCACAAAUUCAAGAAUUGUUGGGAUUUGAGCAAUUCUUUGGGUUGACAAAUCCCAAUAUUCAAUAGAGGAUUAAGUUAACCGAAACGAAUAAACCAUUCUGUCUUGGAUGAUCAGUCCUCUUCAAGUUUAAAUUUACGUUAUGAUGUAUAUACACUUGUACAUUGUGAAUUCUCGGCCACUAACUAAAGCCUACCGAGGCUGUGUAAAAGGUGAUUUUUGUGUGUUAUGGUUCUGUUAAGAUCUUGUGAUUCCAAGUUAUUGUAUUAGUACUCACCAGAAUGUUUCCACUGUUUCUGUAAUGGAUCUGUAUUGAGGAAAUAAAGCCAUCUGUGUACAUAGCUUA